Molecule: messenger RNA, 579 nt
Organism: Penaeus monodon (black tiger shrimp)
Lineage: Eukaryota; Metazoa; Arthropoda; Malacostraca; Decapoda; Penaeidae
Exons: 2
Coding region: 154-579 (141 amino acids)
Source: RefSeq, a predicted model, not a curated record
CCUGAACUAAGUAAAAAUGGCCCAAAUUCGUUCCAUUGUUUAAGUCGGAGGCGUCGCGUAAUUUACGAAAGUUUGUGCUUUAGAUUCUAUUCACGUUUUCUAUGGUGUUUUAACAACAAGUUCGAAGUGUCAUCUUCAUGAUUUACCAAUUCCAUGGCGGCUGGCUGGAGAAAAGAGAGGAGGAACAGUCUCUUCAGUAAUAUCGUCGCACCCAUGGAAGAAUACCAGCGACUGCUGGCAGAAUUUAGUAAUUCUGAUUUGAGCAGCAUAUCUGAUGAUGAUGAUGACUGGCCUUCAUCUCCACUUCGGCGCAGAGAACUCUUUCAUGAACUAUGUGCCAACACUGAGAGUUCAGCAUCUGAGUCUGAUGAAGAGAACAACAGAGAUGGAAAUGUUACCACCAGGUCCCCUGAAGUUACAAGUAGCACUGCAGCUGCCCAGACUGGACCCAGCAGAAAUCUCAAUACUAAUGGAUGUCAUCAUUUCAGGAGAAAUAUAAACUUCAAUCACAGAUUUACUGUAGAUGUUGAUAAUCAUUUUCAGGGAACUAAUUUUCAAUCUACAGUCCUCUCCCUGUAG